Molecule: messenger RNA, 1892 nt
Organism: Limanda limanda (common dab)
Lineage: Eukaryota; Metazoa; Chordata; Actinopteri; Pleuronectiformes; Pleuronectidae
Product: 26S proteasome non-ATPase regulatory subunit 4-like
Exons: 12
Coding region: 579-1841 (420 amino acids)
Biological process (GO): proteasome-mediated ubiquitin-dependent protein catabolic process
Cellular component (GO): nucleus; cytosol; proteasome regulatory particle, base subcomplex
Molecular function (GO): polyubiquitin modification-dependent protein binding
Source: RefSeq, a predicted model, not a curated record
UGUGUGUGUUCCGUUCCGCUGGACACAGAAGUCGCCUUUGCUCAAGACGCCACUUUAUUAAUCACUGACAUAAAGACUGAUACCGUCACUGCAGUAUAGCCUAAAUAAGUCCCACUGCAUUGUAAGUGGCAUGUGUGUGCUGUUUUAAGCGGCGUUUUAUGUGCGUUCCGGGACCUGUGCUCGUCGUACCUGCGCUGUGAUAUGUACUUAGCGUUCCGGCACCUUGUGAUUUACAAAUGAAGCACUGGAUACAUCAUGACCUGCGCGAAAGAGGGCGGAAAACUAUGAAUUUCACCCUCCUGCACCGCACAUCCAAAGCCACUCUUUUCUCUCCCGGCUCUCUCUCUCACUCACUCUCACACGUACACACACACACACGACCCCGCCCCCCAUGUCACUCACUUGCAUGCUGCGUUCACUGGUCAGGAACACAGUAGGAAACCAGAAUAUCAUAACAUUGUCCCACACAGCAGCUAACAGCGGAGCUGCUACAAUGUUUGUGCGGGCCGCACUAACAUUAAACUUUCAUAUUAAGCAUGUCUGUUCACACAGGGAUCCCAUCCAGGAGGAUGUUUUAGAUGCUGGCAUGCCUGUCCACGGAGCCAUGGAUGCAAAAGUCACAUCAGCAAAUGUCUCUACUAUGCUGCCAAAAUGAUCAACUCGCCAUGGCCGACCUCCGACACCCAACGGGACAGGUUCUGUUUGCGACUUGGAUUGCUGCUCUGGCUGGAUUCGCUGCAUGUGUGGACAACAGUGAGUACAUGCGAAAUGGAGACUUUCUGCCCACCAGGCUGCAGGCUCAGCAGGAUGCAGUUAUCAUUGUGUGUCACUCCAAGACCCGCAGCAACCCUGAAAACAACGUGGGCCUCAUCACCAUGGCAAACAACUGUGAGGUGCUGACCACACUGACUCCAGACACGGGGAGAAUACUGUCCAAGCUGCAUGCUGUGCAGCCCAUAGGAAACAUCAGCUUCUGCACGGGCAUCCGGGUGGCACAUUUGGCAUUGAAGCACAGACAGGGCAAAAACCACAAGAUGCGCAUUAUUGCGUUUGUUGGAAGCCCAGUUGAAGACAACGAAAAAGAACUGGUCAAAAUGGCGAAGCGUCUGAAGAAAGAGAAAGUCAACGUGGAUAUCAUUAACUUUGGAGAGGAGGAGAUGAACACAGAGAAGCUGACGGCCUUUAUCACCACACUGAAUGGUAAAGAAGGUGCAGGCUCCCACCUGGUCACAGUACCUCCAGGCCCCAGUCUGGCUGAUGCCCUGCUCUCCUCACCCAUCCUGGCUGGAGAGGGAGGUGCAGUGCUAGGCCUGGGCGCCAGUGACUUUGAGUUUGGAGUGGAUCCCAGUGCAGACCCGGAGCUGGCCUUGGCUCUGAGGGUGUCUAUGGAGGAGCAGAGACAACGGCAGGAGGAUGAAGUUCGCAGAGCCGGUGUUACAGCUGCUGAUGCUGGCAUUUCCUCUCCUGUCGCAGAUGAGUCUGAGGAUGCCCUCCUGAAGAUGUCUGUUCCACAAACAGAGUCCUCCACACCUGCUUUACCAGACUUCAGCCGCAUGACAGAGGAUGAGCAGAUUGCCUACGCUCUGCAGAUGUCUAUGCAGGGACCAGGAGCAGAGUUUGGAGCUGAGGACAUGGACACGGGAGCUGACAUGGAUUCCACUGAGGCGAAGGAUGAGGAGGACUACGAUGUUAUGCAGGAUCCAGAGUUCCUCCAGAGCGUCCUGGAAAACCUUCCUGGAGUCGAUCCCAACAAUGAGGCCAUCCGUAACGCCAUGGGUUCUCUGGCUUCCCAGAGUGGCUCUAAACCCGACGCCAAGAAAGAUGAGGAGAAAAAGAAAUAAACACUUGAAGAAGAAAUGAACAUAUGAUGAAUAAACAGACCUGAGAAUUGC